Ylistrum balloti is the source of this 4077-nucleotide messenger RNA. Its product is annotated as transmembrane protein 104-like. The coding region runs from base 19 to 1509 and encodes 496 amino acids. The transcript has 10 exons. The record is from RefSeq and is a predicted model, not a curated record. NCBI's taxonomy places the organism in Eukaryota, Metazoa, Mollusca, Bivalvia, Pectinida, Pectinidae.
CAGCGUGCGAGUAGCGUGAUGGCUGGAGGAAUCACAGAGACAGGUGCUGGCUACUCAAGGCUGGUUGGUCUGAUCUACAUUUUCAACCUGAUCGUUGGCACUGGAGCCCUGACCAUGCCUAGCGCUUUCGCCUCUGCUGGAUGGCUUCUAAGUUUGGUCAUUGUCGUCGCACUGGCAUUGGUCAGCAACAUGACUGUGUCUUUUGUGACUGAAACAAUGGGUUGGGCUAAUGCAAAACUCAGACAAGAUGAAGGCCAGUCGCACGUGCCACCCGUGAACAAACCGGAAAUUGAUUACAUAGACGAUGUGGACGAGUCCAGUGCAUUACUACCAGAUUGUGAAAAUGGUUCGUUAGACCAUGGCACGAAUGCAUGUGAAAUGACAGAGAGGACAGAACUGGGUCAGAUGGCCAACAUGUUUUUCAACAAGUGGGGCUUAUUGGCAUUCUAUCUGUGUAUGGCUCUCUACUUGUACGGGGAUCUCGCCAUUUACGCUGCGGCGGUACCAGUUUCACUCAGGGAUGUUAUAUGUACCUAUAAGCUCCCAAACGCAACAGAGGCAUGUAACAAUUCCCUAAAACUGACCGAUAGUGACACGUGUUGGGAUGGUAGAGAUAUAAGCAGAGGACAGGCUUACAGGAUAUGUCUGGCGAUUUUCUUUGUGACCGGAGGUCCCUUUGUUUUCUUCAAUGUGCAAAAGACCAAGUAUCUCCAACUCUUCACUACUUUGAUGCGAUGGCUUGCAUUUGGUACCAUGGUCGUCCUUGCUGUGAUACGAUUGAGCAAAGGUCAAGGUCAAGGUCAUCCAAAGGCGGCAGAUUUCUCUGGAAUACCGAAUCUUUUCGGCGUUUGUGUUUACUCCUUCAUGUGUCAUCAUUCACUACCGAGUCUGGUCACUCCAAUAAAUAACAAGAAAGGAUUAUUUAGACUUAUUGGAAUAGAUUUUCUUCUGAUCCUAGGGUUUUAUGCUUUAAUUUCUUUCACAGGAAUAUUUUCUUUCAACAAGCUCAACGAUUUAUACACAUUGAAUUUUCUCCCAGACCCAUGUGACUCUUCCGAACCAGUUACAAACGUUCAAGUGAUUCAGUAUUUUCUAGCUCUGUUUCCAGUUUUUACUCUUAGCACAAAUUUUCCGAUUAUUUCCAUCACACUGAGAAAUAAUCUCAAAACGAUGUUUUAUAAAGGAGACGCCAAUCCAUAUCCCUGGGUUGUUGACAGAAUUGUCUUUCCAUUAGGGGCCAUAAUACCACCAUUCAUAAUAGCAUUUUGUACAAGUCAAGUGGAGUUCCUUGUAGGCGUCACAGGGUCAUACGCAGGCGCCGGAAUUCAGUAUGUUAUACCAGCGGCGCUAGUAUACUUUGCCAGAAAAAAAAUGAAGAGUAUAGUCCCAAACAUGAAGAACCCUUACACUUCACCUUUCAAACAUGGAGCGUGGAUUUGGUUUGCAUAUAUAUGGGCAACAGUAUGUAUGGUUAUCGUCACAGUCAACCAUAUAAUUACUGGUAAAUAGAUCUAGAAAGCAAUUUUCUUUUUGUAAUAUUGUAUUACUGAUCAGCAAUGACGGGUGCUUUAUGUAUUGCUUUAUUAGUUUCUUUGUUUGAUAAAUGCUAAGACUUACAAUUUCUAGGAAAUGAUUCGACAGGCAUAAAGACUGUUUUAAUAUGUUGUUUCCUUGAGUUUUAAACCUGAAUGAAGAUUGAUUUACAAAAUUAUUUUACAGAGCGCUGAAAUCACUAAUAUAUACAGAUAAGUUGAGGUCAUGACACUUGUACAAUAUAACCCAUUAUCAGUUCAAAGUUACUUUUAAUCAUGUAAUUAAAGAAGUCUUUUUCCUUUUAGACUACAAAGUAUAUUAAAUGACGUAUUUUUGUUAGGAAAACGUCUUGAUUUACAUGUUGCAAUCGCCUUGUGUCUGUCGUCGUGCAUUGUUUGUGACGAUUUUGCUUCCUAAAAAACCAUGAGCCAAAUUUGAUGUUUUUUUGCAGAAACCUUCCAUGGCAAAAUUUGAACAUUUUUAUUUGAUGGACCCCAUAAACAGGGGUCUGGUUCAAAUUUAUAUGGUAGAAUCAAAAAAAAAAAUUAAUAUGGGACGGCUGUUUAUGUUAUGCAUACUAACAUUGAUUUUACUUUAUACUUUACAUGACACCGUGUAAUUCAUGCUACUUUUCAACAAACUUAUUUCUAUGACUUAUGUAAAUGGGGAUAAAAUGGUAACGUUUAUGGAAUUCAUGUGACCGUUAAGGUUCUUGAGGCGCUUCUAUAAUUCAACGCAAUGUCUUUCAACUCUAGCUGAUAUAUAUUGACCUAAUGAAACCAUGACAAUUGAAUAAUAUCUCACUACAACAUUUUCUUGGUUGAAUACUGUUCGGAAUACACAUACGGAUCACUGUUCAUUCGAUGUAGUCGGUACCCCUAAUUCUUGCUGUAGUAUAUUGUCUAAUGUGAAGCCAGGCCACAGGGACAUUGUACUAGUAUAUGUAUUGUAAGUAUAGUAACUCCGUGCCGAAUCUUUUGGAAAUGCUACGAAACCGUUAUUUCCUGACGUUGUAUACAUUCCUCAGAUAAACGUAACUGGACAUCUUUAUUCCGAUAAUGUGUUCGGUUUAGUUAGUUUUAUUGUAGUUUUCUGAGAUAGUACGUUGACAACGGUCUCCGUUUCUAUUUUUCUAAUAUGAGGUACUAGCUUUGGAAUCAUCCAAACGUUUUGUUGUGCCAAAAUUGAUGUUGACUGGCAUAAUUGUAAAACAAUCAAGGUAGCUUAUUUUUAGUGAUAUUAUGAUAUAUGAUAUGUGUUAUUUAUUUUAGCUGUGGAUGAAAAUUAUUGUAUUUAUGUCAUCAUUGUUAUCUCUAUAAUCAAAACACAGAGGUUAAAGAAUGAAAUGUCCCGUGCAAAUUUUCAAAACUGGCUGUAUAGGAGUCUGGAUAUCAUAAUGCUGUUAAUGUAUGCUCUUGAUGUAUCUCUCAUGAUCUCUUUGUAGCCGGUUUGAACAGAUUGUGUUUAUUCAGGAAAUUUUCCACUUAAAGAAAUUCCAUUCCUGAACAAAAUUAGUUUGGCGUCAGCUAGAUCAACUUAUCUUUACAAUAUCUGUAUUACGUAUCGAUUAUAUUUCCUAAGUUCUGAUGACUUUGUUUUAUAAGAAAUUGCAGUGUAUGAAAUUAUGCUAAAUAUAUGCAGAUUACAGAUACUAACUAGCCUCGUCUCUCGAUUCACUCAUCAUAUGAUGGGUAUAUUGACAAACACGGUAUGUAAUUCAAUGAAGACAAGUGGGAAGUACAAAGCAAGUUCCGGCGUUUCUUACCUCACUGUCAAUCCAGUCACCUCUGUGGCCUUUCACACAGGACUGGGUGCAGAUUGGCCUUCCUGCUAUUAUAUAGUUUUCAGAAUGGACAAAAUAAAUGUUACACAGAUAUAUACAUAACUAAAACGACAUGAUUUGAUUACCAAAUAAUAUUAUUCAUCGUAGACAUGUUUUGAUUUUGAUAGUGAUGUCAUCAGUGAGGUUUUGAAGUGAACCACAGAGUUCUUUUUUCUGUCUUAUUGCCAAACGUUCUUUGAAAUGUAAUCGAUAUGAUAACAAGAUUUUGAGGGCAUCGUCUUAAUUAUAAUUAUAAUAUUGUAACUUUUUAACAAUGCGAUUUUUUUGUUUUAUGCAAAUGUAAUAUUAUUUUUAAUUGAGUUUAUUUCAUUUUUUGUUAAUGACAAAUUUAACAGCUUCAGGGUUGUGAAGUUGACAAAUUGUUGCACUGUUUGCAAUUGUUUAUUUGUAUGUAUUGUUUAAACGUCCGGAAUUGUUUUCGAACCUUGACAAUCCCUGUCUAGAGUUGUCUCUUCAUACGUUAAGCAUUGUAAGCCUGUCAUUCAUUGCCUGGUAAUAAACUACCUCCUGUUUGUAACGUUAGAGUCGUGUGGUAGUUCACUAAAAUUCAUACCUACACAUACUUAAUUCUUAAAAUCAUUAUUUACUCCUGUCAGUGUUCAAACUGCUUUCAACUGAUCUGAAUCCACCAACCAUGGGCAGACAAAAAUGAAAAAUCGAAAACAAAUGUUACUAAAUCACGCCUUAAUACGCCAAUAAAC